Molecule: messenger RNA, 1404 nt
Organism: Ruditapes philippinarum (Manila clam)
Lineage: Eukaryota; Metazoa; Mollusca; Bivalvia; Venerida; Veneridae
Product: visual pigment-like receptor peropsin
Exons: 5
Coding region: 69-1304 (411 amino acids)
Biological process (GO): G protein-coupled receptor signaling pathway
Cellular component (GO): photoreceptor outer segment; membrane
Molecular function (GO): G protein-coupled receptor activity
Source: RefSeq, a predicted model, not a curated record
ACAACACAAAAUAGUUGAUUAUUUGAUUGCAAGUAUAUUUUAGGGAAUAUAUAUAUAUACUUACGGGUAUGGCGAAUGUCAUGGGUAGCAUAACACCUAUCUCAGUUAAAGUUGAAAGUUUAACUGUAAGGCCUAUUGACAACAGAAAUGUUUUAAAACAGUUCAUCGACAAUGAAAUAAUACGAACAAAGUUAAGUGAACAAACUGAUAUUUUCACCGGCCCCAAUGAUAUAGUUUGGCUUGAUACCAGGGCGGGUAUUUACAGUUCUGAGAGUGAUUUUGCAAACAAUUUUACGGCGACUUGUUGUGGUAAUCUAGAACAAAAUGUUGCAACACCUUUCCACCAAGUACCAGAUUUUUUAUAUAUAAUAUAUUCUGUAUAUAUUUCGUUAAUUCUUGUACUCGGACUUAGUCAAAACUCUAUAACUUUAUACGUUUUUGUAAAGGAAAAGUGCUUAAGAAGAUCUCACAAUAUUUUUAUCGUUGGACUGGCUUUGGGGGACGUUUGCAUGUGCCUAUCAAGCACUUGGAUGGUAAUAGUGUCCUCCGCACAUCACCGAUGGAUUUUUGGAUACUCUGGAUGUGUGUACUACGGGUUUACAACAACCUUACUAGGCAUUACACAGAUAUCCUUAUUGGCAACAAUAGCGCUCGACAGAUACCUUGUCAUUGUACGCCCUUCACAUUUUACUAUUGGCAUGAGUAAAGCUGUCACUAUGGUCAUAUGUUGCUACGGUUACGGAUUUCUUUGGGCACUAUUUCCAGCUGUUGGGUGGAGCUCGUAUCAAUUGGAGGGAAUUCGAUUGAGGUGUGCCAUAAACUGGAGAAGCAAGCGUCCUCUAGACCUGUCAUACUCAUUAUCAAUAUUAGUGUUGGCAUGGGUUGUGCCCCUUGGAAUAAUCCUCUUUUGCUAUGGAGCAAUAUGUACUUUGAUAUACCGGGAGAGAGAAAAACCGCUAAGGGCAUCUAUGAGAAAAGGAAAGACUGGGAAACACAGACGUCGAGAGCAACGUGUUGCCAUAACAGUUCUUCUCAUGAUUGGUGCGUUCUUUUUAAGUUGGACACCAUAUUCUAUUGUAACAAUCAUUGUGAUAUUUGGAAAGCUAGAAGACGUUCCUGUGUCUGUUAUAAUGAUACCAACUUUGAUGGCAAAAUCGUCAAUUAUUUGGAAUCCGUUAAUUUACGUGGUUCGACACAAUGACUUUCGGAAAGCGUGUUUACGUCAUGUGCCUUGUAUUACAUGGAUUAAAAACGCAUUUGUUGCCACAUCGAUGUCAUCUAAUUCAUCCUCGUAUACUGUUUAAUAACAUAUUGAGUUUUUCCAAAGCUUUUAAUGUGUUUAUCUUUCAUAUAACGUGAUAAUGAAUGGUUUUGUAUGUGGUAAAAAUAAUUAUAAAAUUUUGU